AUUAUAAACAUUCAAUGUCCCCCAAAUAACCAAUCGAGAGAUAGUUAACAAUUAAUCUAGUCAUAGAUAAACUUUGAACGUGGAGUAUUCGUGACUUAAAAACCAUGAGUGAAAAACAUCUACAAAAAGGUAGUGCAUUUCCUGCAAAGAGCGACGAUGGGAAAUGGCGACUGUAUUCGAUGCAAUACUGCCCGUAUGCCCAACGAGCUCGCAUAAUAUUGGCAUUAAAAAAUGUACCACAUGAAAUUGUGAAUGUAAACACUACAAAUAAGCCCGAGUGGUUUCUCGAAUUAAAUUCGUUAGGCAAAGUGCCCGUCUUGGAUACAGGGUCGUCUAUCAUACCGGAAAGUUUAGUCAUAUGUGACUAUUUAGAUGAAAUUUUUCCUGAACCACCAUUACAUUCGAAAGACGAACAGCGGCGUGAAAGGGAUGCUGCGCUUUUGAAAGAGUUUGACGAGUUUCUGACAAUCUAUCACGGUGGAAUUCGGUCACAGGAUGAGGCGAGUUAUCCUGCGUGCGUUCAGGAAUUGACAACGCGUGUUGCCAAGUUUGACGAGGAGUUGAGGAAGAGAGGUACCUACUUCGGGGGUGAAAAACCCCAAAUGAUCGACUUUAUGCUUUGGCCGUGGGCCGAAAGGGCACCCAUCGCAAGUCAAAUAUUCAAGGAGAAUUUUCCAGAUGCAACUGUUUUUCCCAGUUUGUACAGCUGGUGUGCAAAGAUGCGCGUGAACCCUGUUUUGCAGGAUACAAAGACUGAUUUUAGAAAACAACUGAAGUUCUACGAACUUUACCGAUGUGGAGGUUUCAUUGAUUACGAUAUGCCUAUAUAAACUUAAAGUGUGCCUAUAUGCAAUAUAACAAUUAUGUACUGUUUAACUUCAUUUACCAAGCAUUCUAAACGAAUCACACACAUACAAAAAUUAUUAUAAUCGAUCGUCCUAGAAAUCUUGUUUUGUUUAGCAAACAUUAUGCUAUAGGUUCGCCAUAUUGGAAUAAUCACAGUUUCGUAAAUGUGGAUUGUUGAGUAUGCUUCCGAUGCUUCACGCAGGGUAACUAGCAUGGUGAUUGUUGGCGCCUAGAGUUGUUCACACUCCUUCGCGAACACUUACCCAGAGAUCAAAGAUUUUGAAACUCUUUCCAACCUAAAAGUUUAAAAAAAUGGCUGAAAUGCUCUAAGUAGUGAUGAGGAUUCGCAUUUGGUAUGCGUAAAGUACACUUUUUGCACGGAAAGAUUUAGAACAUUCCGCAAUGUUAACUCAGCGGUCAUUUCAAAAUGGUGAACCGAACGCAACAUUUCUAAAACUUUCUUUAAAUGUUUAACCUAAUACAACAUUUUGUAUACUAGUAAACUUAUAGAUAAAUAAACGACCAUUUCAUUAUUUUCAA
Molecule: messenger RNA, 1386 nt
Organism: Photinus pyralis (common eastern firefly)
Lineage: Eukaryota; Metazoa; Arthropoda; Insecta; Coleoptera; Lampyridae
Product: glutathione S-transferase omega-1-like
Exons: 4
Coding region: 105-830 (241 amino acids)
Biological process (GO): glutathione metabolic process
Cellular component (GO): cytoplasm
Molecular function (GO): glutathione transferase activity; glutathione dehydrogenase (ascorbate) activity
Source: RefSeq, a predicted model, not a curated record